This is a messenger RNA of Engraulis encrasicolus (European anchovy), 2286 nucleotides long. RefSeq names its product smoothelin-like 1 (gene smtnl1). The transcript is spliced from 5 exons. Bases 454 to 1719 code for a protein of 421 amino acids. Gene Ontology annotation, molecular function: protein binding. The record is from RefSeq and is a predicted model, not a curated record. Gene Ontology annotation, biological process: actin cytoskeleton organization. NCBI's taxonomy places the organism in Eukaryota, Metazoa, Chordata, Actinopteri, Clupeiformes, Engraulidae. Gene Ontology annotation, cellular component: filamentous actin; microtubule organizing center.
GCCCAUGCGCAUGCAGGAGAAUGUGCGUGUGUCUGCGUGUGGGCAUGUGUGAGUGCGUGUCGUGUUUGUGCGUGUGUGUGUGUGUAUCACUUGGUUUCUACUGGUGGCAGCUGUUGUGGGGUUUGAUUGAGCCAGUACUACUGUGCCUAUUUCGGGAGCCUGUGUUCUUCAAAAGGUCAGCCGGAGGAAAGACGGCGUAGUAGACAGAGAGAGCGUGUGUUUGUGAGUAGUGAGUAGUAGAGCAGUGACCAACGAGCGUGUGUGCCUGGACAGCAAGACUGAGAGGAGAGGAGAGGAUCAGAGGGGGACACAACAGAACAGAGAAAGACUGGCAGAACCGUGCUGCAAAUCAAAGGAACAUACAGGGGGGAAGAAAAAGUGCCUUGUAGUUCCUUGACUUGUCAGUGACAUCGGGGCUACUUGAUUCACGUUUGCUCAGAGUGGUCAGAAGAAAUGGGGGACUGCGAGUGUGAGUCACCUGGCAAUCUUUCAGAGGUUAACAACAACAACAUGACCUCAAAGACGGACGAUUCGGCAAAGGACGCCAUCACAGACAACGUAGUGGAGGAGAAUGGGAACACGGAGGAGGAGAAGACAGCCAAUAAGGACGGUGGAGAGGAGGAGUCACAGGCCACAACAGCCAAUGAUGACAAGGCGACCACAAGUGAGGGAGGAGCACAUGAAAAUGACAACACAGAAAAGUGCACAAAGGUAGAAGAAGACAAGAGUGAUAAACAAGAAGAAAAGAAGGAUGAAGAGAAAGAGAAAGACCAAAGUGAAGAUGUAGAGAACGCAAAUGUUGAAACCAAUACAUCAGAUGAAAAGCAGGCUAAAACACAGAAAGAGGAAGGCAAGGGCGAUACUGCAGAUAAGAAGAAAGCCAAAGGAGAGAAAGAUGCCAAGUCUAAGAAAGAGACCAAGCCGUCUGAAAAGCAGAAAGGAAAAGAGGAGAAGAAACCAUCCGGGAAGUCAAAGAAUGAACCAAAGCAGGUGAAGGAGAAAGAGGAGGCGGGGAAAGAAAAGACCAAAAGCAAUGAGACGGAGAAGAAGAGACCUGCACCUCCAGUGGGUCGGCCGAGACUACCAGCUCGCCCAUCCGCCCGGAGAGAUGCCAUGGCCAAAUUUGAACAGGGACAACCUGCGGGCCAGCGGGCCAACUUCAAGGUGCAGCGCGUGUCAGUGGGCGUGGCCAAUGGUGGAUCAAUCAAACAGAAAAUCAUCCAAUGGUGUCGAAGCAAAACACAACACUAUGAGGGUGUGAAUAUUGAGAACUUCUCCUCGUCGUGGUGUGAUGGCCUGGCGUUCUGUGCCCUCAUCCAUCGCUUCUUCCCUGACGCCUUCGACUUUUCCACGCUGAACGCCAAGGAGAGGGAGAAGAACUUCACACUGGCCUUCAGCAUGGCAGAGUCCCUUGCAGACUGCUGCCCCCUGCUGGAGGUGUCUGACAUGCUCCUGAUGGGGAACAACCCGGACCCCAUGUGCGUCUUCACCUACGUGCAGUCCCUGUGCCACCACCUCUCCAAGAUCGAGAAGAAGAGGAGAGAGGAGCAAGAGGAGAAGAAGAAGGAGGAAGAGGAAGGUGGAGAGGACAAGACAGGAGGUGAUGAAAAGACUGAUGGUGAGGCUGGGGAAAAGGCAGUGGAUGCUGAAGAGGAAAAGACAGAAGGAGCACAGGGUGAAGCUGACACACCAAGAGAAGAGAUAGGAAGUGAGGCGUAGGUGUUAAGUUGGAGUACUGCUAUCCUGGCAAACGGAAACAUGAAAAAAGGAGUUGCACACAAGAGCUACAUGCUAAAAUAAUAGCAUUGAGAAACCAAAUGAAUAGGCUAAGCCAAACACAGAAAAUUGUAAGUAUUUCAAGUUGAGCCCAUUAUAUAAUAUACCUUUCUGCCUUUGGUUUACUUGAAAUUGUUUUUUCAGUAGUUGUUUACUGGUAGCAUUUAGCACUUGUCUGUGAUUAUUCUUUAUUGUUUCCUGGAUUGGUUUUCUGGAUUUGGAAUUACAUCACGAGCAAGAUGCUCAAUAACCAACAUAAAGGCGUGGACGCCACCUUCUCCUGGUUAUUGACAAACAGAAAAAAAGAAGAGUGAAUGAAAAAAGUGAGACAAAGCAAGAAAGAAUGAAAUAAAAAGAUUUUGAAAGGUCACAGAGACAUUGAGAGAGUCUUAAUGCUACUCCUACACUGUUUUUUAUAGUUUACUUUGAACUAAUCACUCAACUGGAGUUUUGCUUGUAUGUUUGUAAAGUAAUAUUUGUACUACAAACCCCAACUCCGGUGAAGUUGGG